Messenger RNA from Xenopus laevis (African clawed frog), 3062 nucleotides. RefSeq names its product collagen alpha-1(IX) chain. Bases 287 to 2524 code for a protein of 745 amino acids. The record is from RefSeq and is a predicted model, not a curated record. Lineage: Eukaryota; Metazoa; Chordata; Amphibia; Anura; Pipidae. The transcript is spliced from 27 exons.
CUCUCACCGAACUGCCAGAAAACUUGGAGAUGGAGACCAAUCAAAUUAUAAAGACAGCAAGUUCCACCAAUGAUAGAAAGUAGAGCCCCCAGGCACCAGAGGUGAAUUUUGCUGAACACAGACAAGAAGAAAGUUUCAGCAUGAAGCAAACAUUCUGUCCAUCUCAAUACUGACUCCUCUCUGCUUGGUCUUUUACUCAAGUGUCCAAAACUGACUCCAAACAGCCGCAAGCUUUGCUUCUCCCGUCUCAGAUUAUGAAUGGUUUAUUUUGUUUCAAACUGCUAAGAUGAAACUCCAAGCUCUUAUCACUUUCGUGACCUUACUCUGUUAUUCACAAUGCCAAGAACCUACGUAUCCUGUCUUUGACAUUCUUAAAGAACUUCGAUUAUCAACCGCUACCAAUGAGAAUAUAGUUAUUGGUUCAAAUCCUGAUCUGACUGCAUUUCGAGUGAACCCUGCAAUACAGUUAAAGAAACAAAGCUCUUUCCCUUCAGAUGGGUUGCCCUCAGAUUAUUCCAUUCUUACAACCUUUAAGAUACUGACAGAUGCACCUUCAACUGUUAUGAAUUUAUGGCAAAUAAUAGAUUCCAAUGAAAAACAAAAAGUCGGACUUCAGUUCUAUAAUGAUACAAAGUCUUUGAUGUUUUUCUACACAACGCAAGAAAGAACUCUAUUCUUCAAGUCAUACAUUAAUGUAAACAAUCUUCUUGAUGGCAACUGGCAUAAAUUAUCAUUGAGUGUUAAAGGCAAUGAAGCCAAAGUCAUUUUAGACUGCCAAGAUGUCAGCACAGUUGCCAUGAUGGAGCCAAAGAACAAAAAAAGCAACCAGUGGAGGUCACUGAUUAAAAGAGACACAGAUGCCUCAUUGGUUGACCUCCAGCAGCUUGAAAUACACUGUGAUCCACAAAAAGCUACAUCUGAAGAAUGUUGUGAAUUGUCUGAUCAGUGUGGAGGCGCAGCAGAAAUGGCUCUAGGUUCAAGUCCUCCAAGAUGUAAAUGUUCCCAUGGGCUUAUAGGUCGUUUGGGGGCUACAGGUCAAAAGGGUCAAAAAGGACACGAGGGGCAACGAGGAGAACCUGGUAGAAUAGGAAAUUUGGGGACUCGAGGUAACCCAGGAGCAUAUGGUCAAAUUGGGGACCCUGGACUAAAAGGCGAGAAAGGAAUUCAAGGGGAGAAAGGAGCAAGGGGCCUUUAUGGUGAAAGGGGUGAUCGUGGGGAUCCAGGAUUUAAAGGAUUACCAGGAGCAGAUGGUUUUAAAGGUGUUGCAGGCUCACCAGGGAACAGGGGGCCAACUGGGCCAAAAGGAGUGAAGGGAGAACAAGGAGAGACUGGAUCUGAAGGAAUCACAGGGUUCAGAGGAGUGAAGGGUGAUGAUGGCUUCCGAGGAAAGGAUGGGCCCCGUGGCAGACAAGGGAAAAAGGCACUUAUUGGUGACCCGGGUGAUCCUGGAAUCAUUGGCUUAAAAGGCAUGCCAGGUGUGCCUGGAUCAAAGGGGAGAAGUGGUACACAAGGUCCACAGGGGAUAGUUGGAGACCCUGGUUUACCUGGAAGAGAUGGUGAUGAUGGAAUUGAAGCAUAUCAGGGGCGUCAAGGACGUGGAGGAAAACCAGGAUUUUUGGGAGAAAAGGGAGAAAAGGGAAUAACUGGACCGCGUGGACCUGAGGGUCAGCGAGGAAGGCCUGGUCCUACAGGUCCUAAAGGUGAAGCUGGGAAACCUGGCAGGCCUGGAUUUAUUGGGCCACCUGGUGAGGCAGGUAAUGUUGGUCUCCCUGGUGCCACAGGACAAAAGGGCAGUACUGGAGUCCAAGGAAUUAAGGGCAAGGAGGGAGAGAAGGGAGAAAAAGGAUCAAAGGGACCAAAAGGAAGUUCUGGUGACAUAGGUCCAAGAGGUCCUGAAGGACUUCAGGGGAAAAGAGGACCAGCAGGAGAAGCUGGAGCUCGUGGGAGACAAGGAGAACAAGGGGAUGCUGGUGAUCCUGGCAUUCCUGGAGAAAUUGGACCUUUGGGUUCCAGAGGACCAUCUUUUCCGGCUUCUCAUGUAAUAGAAGUUUGCAGAAAAUUUGUUCUUGAACAGAUGUCUUCAUAUGCACAAGCUGUAAGGCGACAAUGUGCCAGUGCUUGCCCGUUGUAUGGUGAAGUACCCAUGGGAGCACCAGGACCAGUAGGAUUGCCUGGACCUCCAGGAAAACAAGGUAAACCUGGACUGAAUGGGCUUGAAGGUGAAACCGGACCAGAGGGAUUUUAUGGUGAAGCUGGAGAUCCAGGAAAACAAGGAGAAAAAGGUGACUCUGGAAAUAAAGGAGACAAAGGACCAAGAGGAUCUGGCCUAGUUGGAUUUGAGGGGGAUCAAGGACCUAGAGGUGAAAGAGGCAGGCCUGGACAAGCAUUUGAUGGACAGCCUGGUUUAAUGGGCCCUAGAGGCCACAGGGGACAACUUGGGCUAAGAGGUAACGCAGGCCUCCGCGGACCACCAGGUCUUUGUAUCACAACAGGAUGUCAAUCAAGCCAGGAACAGAGACCAUAAAGCACUGAACUGAUAUUGUUCUUGAAUUAAAUAAGUGUUUUUAAUCAUCAAGUGGUCAGUUCACUACCUCAUGUAGUUUCUGAUGAGAGGCAGAGCUAUUAAAUGACAUUAAGAUACUUUUAAAAAAAAUCAGAACUUUUGUGAAGAUCAUUUGUUUUGUACAUAUAUAUUGAAACUGCAAAGGUCCCACUAACUACUUCUGAGAACCCAAGUAGUCGUUCUGACUGCAGACAAUGGCUGUGAUGUGACGACACAUUGCUAAACAAGUUGUUCCCCUUAAAUCUGUUCAAGUGACUACUUUGUGAGCGAUGUCUGAUCACUUGUAUCUAUAGCAAAAUAUAAAUCUGAUAUUAUUUAUUGAAAGAGACACCCAAUGAGCAUGCUGUCACGGUUUAAAUUAGGAAUAAAUCGCUGAUAUGUGUUACAAACCCCCACAAUACAAUGUUGCGGGAUUUUGUCAUUCUUAAAGAAAAAGUAUAAAUGUAGUUUUGAUGUCAAAUAAAACAAUAAAGUAAUAACAACAUUUUAGUAGCUGGUA